Molecule: messenger RNA, 348 nt
Organism: Trichosporon asahii var. asahii CBS 2479
Lineage: Eukaryota; Fungi; Basidiomycota; Tremellomycetes; Trichosporonales; Trichosporonaceae
Exons: 2
Coding region: 1-348 (115 amino acids)
Source: RefSeq, a predicted model, not a curated record
AUGACAGCCACCGCCGCCGCUCUCAGCACCCCAGCUACCCCCGCGACCCUGGCGCGCACCACGGAUCUCGCGCCCGCUGCGAGUGGCGACGAACCCGCCCCCGCAAACGUCGCCAACGCUAUGACCCUUACCCUCGCUGCCAGUGCGACAACCAUCCUGCCAGUACUCCAGCUGCUUCUGCGGGCCGCCUGGCGGCCCCCACAGAUCCCGCACACGCCCGCGAGGCUGCGCCAUCAAGGCUCCGACGAGGAUCACUUUGCAGCCGAGCCUGCUGCCGGUCAUGACCAUACCCCGACUGAGGCGCCCAUGAGUGAUGACGAUGCUGUGCACGUGAGGCGUGUUGAAUAA